CCGGGCGGAAGCGGCGGGGGAAGGCGCGCUCGGGCCCGCCGGAACGGAGCGAGGGAGCGCUGGAGGAAGCUGUGCGCGGCUCUCCUUGCCCGCCCGAGCCCCACGCUGCCCGGGAGUUGCUGGUAUUGUUUUAAGGACCUUGAUGUGAACAUCACAGUGAUAGUUUACCUUGAUCAUCACCAGAACAAACCACAAGAGAUGGAAGACACCGAGCCAUGGUACUCUCAGAAGGUGUAUGCGAGGUACUGGAGGCACUAUGACUUAGCCAUGCGCUGGAUGCGCAGGCACCAGAAAGCCUACAGGAAAGCCAUGGAGUCCUUUUAUCACUUGCCAUGGCAUCCCUGGCAUCCUGCUGCAGCCUCUCCGAGCAGCCGCUACUCAGACUGGGAUGGGAGUGAUCUCCCACGUACCCAAAACUAUUCUUCCAGCUAUAGACCAGAUGUCAGAGUUCCAUAUCCUGGGGUGGCUCAGCAGUACACAGGUGCCUACCAGGAGAGGGAGGAUGCUGAUGAGGACUCCGAAGUGGAAGAGGAUGCUGAAAGGGACUCCGAAAUGGAGAAAGACUCCGAGUCUGAAGGGGAGAUAGAAUAUGACUUGAGUAACAUGGAGAUCACAGAGGAGCUUCGCCAGUUUUUUGCAGAGACGGAGAGGCACCGAGAAGAGCUGCGGAGGCAGCAGCAGCUGGAAGCUGAGGACCCAUACGUGGAGGCUGAUCAAGACCUGCACAGGAGGGUGGAGCGAUCUGUGGAGCCGCCUACAGAAAGACCUGGGGAGAGGCGCAUGGCCGAAAUGAAGAAACUGUAUGGUGCUGAAGCUGCCAAAAUCCAGGCAAUGGAGGCUGCCAUGCAGCUUGUCUUUUAUAGGAACUGUGACAAAAAGCAGCCCAAAUACUGGCCCAUCAUUCCCCUUAAGCUGUGAGGACCUGGACUGUGCUCUGACGUGGCACAGUUCUAUGGGGUCAGGUGCCUCAGGCUGGGCUGCUGAAGGAAUGAACCGCAAAUUUUGGUUUGGGGCUUUGGGGGAGAGUCUGGCACGGACAAUAUGUAUUUCUUUGGCAUUUUUUUCUUUUACAGGGUCUCACUGUCACAGUCCAUUCAACCCACAUACAGUUGUCAGGUAGUAAUAGGAGGGACAAGAAUAUCAAACCCGUCUAAAAUUCAUUGACCGUGCUUGCAAGAAACAUAACAAAGUCCAUACCCAGGGAACUGGGAAAACUUAAAGCAAUGCAGAGAGGAAAAAGACUUCAGGAAUUGUCGCUCUUCCUGUUUGGGAAUUUGAGUGAUCCUAUUUUCUAGUCUUAUUUAAUGUAGUAGUAUUAGGAUCUUGUUUCACACAGCAUAGCUUGAAGUGUUAUGUCUGCUAAUCUUGGAUUUUUUUGAGAACCAGGAGCCCACUGGCCAAGAUACAACUUAUCAAAUUACCAUGGCCCAGACACUGGAAUUCUUUUUCAAAGGUUUUUAAUAAAGCAGGAAGUUUUUCUUCCAGACUGAUACUUGUCUGGCAGGAGUUUGACUCUAAGGCAACAUUAUAUAGAAAAAUGUUUUAAUGAAGGGGUGGGAGGAUCGGGCUGAGGCCUGAUGUGGUCCUGUCUGUUAGAGAUCUGUUUAGCAGAGGAGAAACUUAAGAGGACAGAGCACUAUUGCAGCCAGUGUCUACAGAGAUUUUUGCCAUUCUAAUAAAAAGCAGGAAAGAGCUUGAAGGCUGGAAGUUUUAAAGAAGGUUUAUUAGAAUGGUAGACUGUAUCUGACCAAUGUAUUCAGAGCUGUGGAAACCAAGUAGCCCUGUGGGCUACAUCUUAUUUUAGGUGCAGCUUUCCAAUGGUUAAGUGCAUAGGACGUGCACAGAAUUUAAAACAUUAGCAAGCAGAUGUGUUUCCAUCCAUCUGCAUAGAGAUGUGCCUCUGUGUGUGCUCAUCCAUCUGCACUAGCUGUUUGGUUCUGCUUCUCUCACUCUUUACUUUGGGCCAGUUGUGCUUGCCCAACACCAGGUGGAGUGAGGCACACUGGUGGUUUGUGUAAGAGAGGCCAAACUGGCCCGUCAAAACCAGUGGCUCCUUAGAAAAUGGUACCCUGAACACUUAAAAGGACACUCUGUGAAGCUCUGCUGAUAAAUAUCAUUGUAUACCGAAGGGCAGUAGUUUGUGUUGCAGCAUUUUCAUGCCAGAGCAAAGGAACCAUCUGCUGGUUUAAUGGUGACAUACUCAUCUGCCUUCCUGGCAACAGAGGAAGGUUACAAUGAAAAUUUUAACUUCGUUCGCAUCGACUGAGUGUCCAGAGUUUCUCUGUAGCAUGUGUAGUUUGUAAUGCACCCAGCAGUUGCUGUGCCCUCUGCAGCAGCCAGCUGCAACUAAACAAGUCUGCAGUGCGUUUCGGAAUAUCUUUGCUUUCAGGAGUAGUUACUGUUUUUCCAAAGCAGCAUUUCCAUGCCAGUUCCACCUCUUUCACUUUAGAUGUGACGAGAUGAAGUUAAAUUGAACACUGAAAUUAAAAAGCCUCCAGUUUCCAAGACUUAUUUCUGGUGUGAUUAAUCUGAAAAACUUCAGUGAGACAGGAGAGAGAAAUGGAUUAUAAACAGUCCUGCAUUUGUUUUCACUCUUGUUUUUGAUGGGUUUUGUCAAAAAUUGUGUUCUGUUUGGGUUUCCUUUCAUUGACCAAAUAAACUUUCUUCUUAACACCUUGUAAUUUACUUUUAUUUUUUUUAUAUAAAUAAACUUCUAUACUUAGAAUACCU
Messenger RNA from Hirundo rustica (Barn swallow), 2730 nucleotides. It is a transcript of the gene GEMIN8, whose product is annotated as gem nuclear organelle associated protein 8. Gene Ontology annotation, cellular component: SMN complex. Bases 199 to 918 code for a protein of 239 amino acids. NCBI's taxonomy places the organism in Eukaryota, Metazoa, Chordata, Aves, Passeriformes, Hirundinidae. The transcript has 5 exons. The record is from RefSeq and is a predicted model, not a curated record. Gene Ontology annotation, biological process: spliceosomal snRNP assembly.